AUGGCAGCAGCCAGAGCAGGAUUCUGCCGCCUGCUGCUGCUCCUGCUGCUGGGGCUGUGGGUGGCCGAGGUCCCAGUCAGUGCCAAGCCCAGGCACAUGACCUCAGCUCAGUGGUUUGAAACUCAGCACGUGCAGCCCAGUCCCCAGGGAUGCAACAAGGUGAUGGGCAAUGUCAACAAGUACACGAAACACUGCAAAGACCUCAACACCUUCCUGCAUGAAUCCUUCUCCAGUGUGGCCACCACCUGUCAGACCCCCAGCAUAGCCUGCAAGAACCGCCAUAAAAACUGCCACCAGAGUCAGAAGCCCAUGUCCCUGACCAUGUGUAAGCUCACCUCCGGGCGGUAUCCAGACUGCAGGUACAAAGAGAAGCAACUGACUGCUCCAUACAUCGUUGCUUGUGACCCGCCCCAGAAAGGGGACUCAGGGCAAUUCCAGCUGGUUCCUGUGCACUUGGACAAAGUCCUUUAG
Molecule: messenger RNA, 471 nt
Organism: Diceros bicornis minor
Lineage: Eukaryota; Metazoa; Chordata; Mammalia; Perissodactyla; Rhinocerotidae
Product: ribonuclease 8-like
Exons: 1
Coding region: 1-471 (156 amino acids)
Biological process (GO): defense response to Gram-negative bacterium; defense response to fungus; defense response to Gram-positive bacterium
Molecular function (GO): nucleic acid binding; RNA nuclease activity
Source: RefSeq, a predicted model, not a curated record